Messenger RNA from Anopheles merus, 1866 nucleotides. Its product is annotated as fatty acyl-CoA reductase wat-like. The record is from RefSeq and is a predicted model, not a curated record. The coding region runs from base 306 to 1787 and encodes 493 amino acids. The transcript has 5 exons. Gene Ontology annotation, cellular component: peroxisome. Gene Ontology annotation, molecular function: alcohol-forming very long-chain fatty acyl-CoA reductase (NADP+) activity. Gene Ontology annotation, biological process: long-chain fatty-acyl-CoA metabolic process. Lineage: Eukaryota; Metazoa; Arthropoda; Insecta; Diptera; Culicidae.
AUACUUCACAGUAGUUAUUUACGUGGUGUACAUCCCCUACUACGCCGUCGUGCAAGCCGCUACACGUAGUACGCUCUAGUCGACUUGCGUUCAUUUGCCGACGGAACGCCGACGAGUUCGAAGCAUCGUUAGUUAAAAUCGGCCUGCAAACAUUACUACGAACUACGGCUAGUGGGCUUGCAAUUGUCAGUGAAAGUGUUUCAGCAUUUGCGAGUGUGUGUGAGUGUUUGUGUGCAAAAGUGCACGUGAGCAAGUGAGUUUUUGAACGACUCUGUGUCUGUGUCUAAAGCGUCGGACGAUCGAAGAUGAUGCAGCAAAAGUGCCCGACUAUACCAGCGGUGUUUGCUGAGGCGGAUGUGUUCAUUACCGGGGGUACGGGAUUUAUGGGAAAAGUGCUUAUCGAGAAGUUGUUGCGAUCAUGUCCCCAGAUUGCUCGUGUUUUUGUGCUGAUGCGUGCUAAAAGGGGCAAGUCACUCGAGGAUCGUCUAAAACUGAUCACAGAUGGUGUGCUAUUUGAUAUGCUAAAGCGCGAGAAUCCAGAAGUGCUAAAAAAAAUACAGCCGAUCGAAGGUGAUUGCACGAUGUUGAAAUUGGGCAUGUCCCCCGAAAGUAUGGAACGCAUGAAAGAUGUGCAAUUUGUGUUCCACGCAGCAGCUAGUGUACGCUUUGAUGAUCCGUUGAAAGAUGCCAUCUUGAUCAACACUCGCAGCACACGGGAAGUUUUAGAUUGGGCCAAAACACUUCGUAAACUCCGAGCUGUUGUACAUGUUUCAACAACAUACUGCAAUCCGGAGCUGAUGCACGUGGAAGAGAAGAUCUACCCACCAAAGAUGGAUUGGAGGGAAGCGAUUCGUAUGGCGGAAAUGUUUGAUAACGCUCUCUUGGAAACAGUGAAAGAAAAAUUAACGCAGUUUGCCCCAAAUACCUACACCUAUACCAAAGCACUAGCUGAACAGAUCUGCUAUGAGUACCGCAACGACAUCCCACUCGUCGUUUUUCGACCGUCUAUUGUGACCAAUACAGAAACUGAGCCUCUCAUGGGAUGGGUGGAUAAUUUCAAUGGUCCCAUAGGAUUGCUGCUUGGCUGUGCCUCCGGUGUAGUAAGGACAGGAUUGCUCGAUCUAGAGAAACGUAUCAACUGCAUUCCAGUUGAUGUUAGCAUUAAGGCAAUCAUCGUAGCUGCCUGGAAACGGGCUACUACAGAUGAACAGGGAACACUUCCGGUGUACAAUAGUGCCGCGGAGCCUGAGAAGACGAUAAACUACGGCACAAUGUUGUACGACGGUAAAGUGCUAUUCGAUCGCACACCUUUGAGCAACAUGCUGUGGGCUCCCGGCGGCACUACAACUUCAAAUAAGUACUGCUUCUAUCUCGUAUUUUUCUGUUGUCAAUUGCUGCCGGCCAUAAUUGUGGAUACUCUAUUGCGAGUUGCCGGGAAGGUACCAUUUUUGCUGAGGCUGAAUCGUAAAAUUUUCGACGCACAAGUUUCCCUAAGAUAUUUCAUGAACAACGAAUGGGUAUUUAAAACCGAGAAUUUCAAGGAGCUUGAGUAUACAUUAACUGCUGACGAUAGAAAGGACUUUUCAACCAACUAUUUCGUGCGUGGAAUGAUGGAGUACUACGAAAGUGCUAUUCUUGGCGGCCGGCGAUACCUGCUGAAGGAGCCAGAUGAAAAUAUUGCCUAUGCAUUGAAAAAAUACAAGCGUUUGCGGGUGUUGAAUUAUACGCUAAAAUUUGCACUAUCAUUCUUGAUUGUGUAUUUAAUAUACAACAAGUACAUAGUGUAACAAAAGGAUAGAAAAGUUCUAGAUGUGUGCGUACUAGUACUCAGAGAUAAAAUGAUAAAGAAUAUGUGGACCAUAUACA